GACCGCCCCUCCUCCGAUUGGCUGCUCAGGCCGACUCUGCUCGGCUGGGACAGCGGCUCGUGGCUCGGCGGAGGCUCGCCCAAGCCGUGGACGUUCCACCUCGGCGCCAAGCUCGUCCUGCCGCUCCACUACCUCGCCGCGUGCGGCUACUCCAACGACACGCUCGUCGUCUUCACGGACCACGACGUGCUCUUCCAGGGCGGCGCCGCGGCGCUGCGCGAGGCAUACCGCGCCGCCGCCUCCGCCUCAGGCUCGCACCUGCUCUUCUCGACCGAGCACCAGCCUUACCCGGAGGAGGUGGGCCCGCUCUUCCCGCCAGCGCCAGGUCCCGCCCCCUUCCGCUACCUCAACUCGGGCAUGUGGGCCGGGCCCGUCGGCGCCGUGCUCGAGCUGCUGCAGACGCUGGUGGGCGUGCGUCGCGGCGAGUCGCUGCCCGCGCUGCUCGACGUCUACCUCAACUGGGAGCGGCACACUGCGCGCGCUUCGCCGACGCCGCGCGUCUACGUCGACAACGACCAGACCGCGUACGCCUGCCUCUUCGUCUCGCAGCACCUCGCGCGUGCGCUGCCGCAGUGGGGCGGCAAGCCCGACAUGCCGCGCCAGCUGCGCAACGCCCUCUGCGCGUCGCUCCCCGCCGCCGAGCGCGCCGCCGCCGACGCGCGCUUCGCGUCGCACGUGACGUUUCUCGACCCGACUUUCCGACGCGUGAGCGGAGGCAUCGGCCAUCUCAACUCGACCUGCUUGGGCGUCGUAGCAGCUUGA
Molecule: messenger RNA, 762 nt
Organism: Emiliania huxleyi CCMP1516
Lineage: Eukaryota; Haptophyta; Isochrysidales; Noelaerhabdaceae
Exons: 9
Source: RefSeq, a predicted model, not a curated record